AUGCCACAGAACUACCACAAGCUAGGCGCGAUACAUCUAGCGGCGAGAGAGGGCCACGAAAGCAUCCUCAGACUCUUGCUCCCAAAGGUCCCUGGAGACUACUACGUGCACUCUGGGUUUCAUGACGACUACAGCAACAAAGUCUACACACUGGAUACACCAGGACACAGCGACGACAGCCCAGUUAUUUACUCGCACUAUUGGAGCUGUUUGCACUUUGCAAUCUAUGGCAGGCAUUAUGAAACUGUCAAAUUCUUACUAGAAAGUGAGAUUGUACCUCCCCGGGACAAGGACGUUACACCGUGGGAUUAUCUUAAACAUAGGGCAGUGGCCUUGCCUUUUGCUGCGCAGAGGGGUGAUGCUGGCAUCGUCGACCUACUCCUGUCAAAUGGAUUUGACGUUUCAAUAAAAUUAGAUGGGAAAUGUGCCCUCGAGCUGGCUGCCAAAAAUGGCCACACGGACGUUAUGGCUUUGAUCAUGGACGCUGGAAUAAGUUUAACCGUGUACCAUCUCUUGAAUGCGGCAGCAAGCGGUUCUGUGCCAGCAGUGUCACUCCUUCUCGACAGGGGUGCAGAUGUGCAUGCAAAGUCUCAACUAGGCAACACGCCACUCCAUAUUGCAGUCGAUCAUCACCACCCAGAGGUCGUCCAUCUCCUUCUCAGAUCCGGCGCAGAGACAGACGCCGCCAACCACUAUGGGCAGACGCCCUUGCACCGUGCAAUUGCAGAGAAUCAAGAAGAGUGUUUCGACCUACUCCUGGAAUAUCGCACUGGGACAGACGCCUCGUCCGGAACCAAGAUCAAUUACAGAAAGAGAGACAUACAAUAUGCCCUGGUCCUUGCGGUUAAACGCACGAGGUCUCACAUGAUACCUCAGAUUCUUGAGUACGGCGCCGACAUCAACGCAGCAGGCUCGAAUGGCACGACGCCGUUCCACGAGGCGGCUGCGACGGGAGACAUUGCUACGCUUGAAACCGUCCUCGCGUCUGGCGCUCGCAAACAUACAAGAGAUGCACAGCAGUGGACUGCCUUGCAUUAUGCAGCCAAAGAGGACCACGGCGGCGCGGUAGCGAAGCUGCUGAGCUGGGGCUUGGACGCCGACGCUAAGAAUUCCAGUGGCCAGGUCCCGCUGCACCUUGUUCAACAUGAGUCUGGGGCCUACAGGUUGUUGAUCGGCCAUGGUGCAAACCCUAACGCUAAAGAUGAUAACGGGAUCACUGUGACGGAAUGUCAGCGCUUGAGUUACUAUAAUCAGAACUGUGCUUAA
Molecule: messenger RNA, 1266 nt
Organism: Venustampulla echinocandica
Lineage: Eukaryota; Fungi; Ascomycota; Leotiomycetes; Helotiales; Pleuroascaceae
Exons: 1
Coding region: 1-1266 (421 amino acids)
Molecular function (GO): protein binding
Source: RefSeq, a predicted model, not a curated record